This is a messenger RNA of Cimex lectularius (bed bug), 1702 nucleotides long. It is a transcript of the gene Aduk, whose product is annotated as serine/threonine-protein kinase ULK3. Gene Ontology annotation, biological process: autophagy; autophagosome organization; protein autophosphorylation. Bases 123 to 1565 code for a protein of 480 amino acids. The transcript is spliced from 9 exons. NCBI's taxonomy places the organism in Eukaryota, Metazoa, Arthropoda, Insecta, Hemiptera, Cimicidae. Gene Ontology annotation, cellular component: autophagosome; cytoplasm. Gene Ontology annotation, molecular function: ATP binding; protein serine/threonine kinase activity. The record is from RefSeq and is a predicted model, not a curated record.
GAGAUCCUCUUCGACGGACGCGAACCGUUUUCGGAUAAAGGAGGUCGCGAGUCUAACAGUCGGGGAGGGUUUCAACUUUUGUCGACAACGGACAAUUCCCUCUCGGGGCGACUCACAAACAAAUGUCAUUUAACUCUUCGAAAAGCAUUUCCAGCUUCCGAUUGGAACUCGAUGGCUACAAGUACGUCGGUGAAAUAGGCUACGGGAGCUACGCUCAAGUCGUUAAAGCCAUCGAUUUGAAAUCCAACGAAUACGUGGCAGUAAAAUGCAUAGAGAGAAGCAGGCUGUCGCAGUCAGGGAAAGAAAAUGUUGUCAAGGAGAUCAAGCUCAUGAAGGAAGUUCUUCAUAAUGAAUACAUUGUUGAAAUGAAAGAUUUCCAAUGGGAUGAAAAGUACAUCUAUAUUAUACUAGAAUUUUGUGAUGGCGGCGACCUUUCCCAGUUCAUACAAAAACGCCAGAGACUCCCGGAAAAAGUCUGUAAAAGAUUUAUGCAGCAACUGGCGUUGGGCCUUGAAUUUCUUAGGUCAAAAAAUGUUUGUCACUUUGAUUUGAAACCAUCUAACCUACUUUUGGUCACAAAACCAAACUUGAAACUCAAAAUAGCAGAUUUCGGCUUUGCUGAUUUUCUAUCCGAAGAAACUUUGAAAUGGACUUUAAGAGGAUCACCUUUGUAUAUGGCACCAGAAAUUCUCAUAUAUCGAUAUUUUAACGAGAAAUCUGAUUUAUGGUCUGUUGGUAUAAUUAUGUAUGAAUGUUUGCUAGGGAGUGCACCUUUUGUCACGUUAACAUGCAAGCAGCUAAUAAUUGACAUAAAAAACCAAGUGCCGAUCGAGGUGCGUCCUGGUUUAUUGUCAUCUGAUUGCGAAGAUCUUUUGAGGAGACUUCUGACUUAUGAUCACGAAAAAAGAAUAUCUUAUGAACAGUUUUUCAAGCAUCCAUUUAUAGAUUUGAAGCACUUUCCUCAUCAAGAGUCUUAUCUAAUAGCAGUCAAAUUGGCCCGUGAAGCUGUGAAAUUAGAUUAUGAGAAAAAAUACAUGGACGCCUUUAAUAAAUAUUGUGAAGUUUUGAAAUACUUAUUGCCAUUUUUAAAUGAGUUCAAUGUGGUUAAAAGAGAACAAAUUCGCUUGAAGAUAUUUGAAUACACCAAACGAGCAGAUGCCCUCAAAGUCAUACUUUACAGAGCUAAAGAGGCUUUUGUAGCAAGACCAAAUACAAAUGAUGAAUCUGCUGAAAAAGAUCUAGCUCAGGGAGAUAACCCACUCAUGGAUGUUAGAUAUCUCAAGACACUUUGCAGUUCUACACCUAAAAUGUUAGACGGGAUUGACAUCGGAUAUGCUGCACAGAUGUAUUUGUUCGAAGGCAAAUAUGAAAUCGCUUUAGAAAAACUGAAAGCGUGUUUUGCCAUUCUCAUCCCAUUGCUUGAUGAAGAGCCGCAAGGAGUCAGGAAAAAGUUGUUAACAAUGCAGUUGGACGAGUGGAUGAAAGAAGCAGAAAGUAUAACAUCACUUAUUGAUGCCAACGAAGCAGUUCAUGAUGUUCAAAAUGAUAUAUGUUCCAUCCAGUAAUAAGAAUGUCGAAAAAAUGUCCUGAGAUUCUUCAUUGUAAAUUCUUUUCAAUUUGAUAUUCGUACUUAAACUUCAUGUUUUCCCCAUUGUUAUGAAAUUUACUCGUGACAAUAAAUUAUACACUUUUUAUGACCUUU